Messenger RNA from Guillardia theta CCMP2712, 975 nucleotides. RefSeq lists its product as hypothetical. The transcript is spliced from 3 exons. The record is from RefSeq and is a predicted model, not a curated record. Lineage: Eukaryota; Cryptophyceae; Pyrenomonadales; Geminigeraceae. Bases 1 to 975 code for a protein of 324 amino acids.
AUGGAAGGGAAGACCGUCAUUGUGACGGGCGCCAAUGCUGGCAUCGGAAAGACUACGGCAGCAUCUCUCUAUGCCAAUGGAGCAUGUGUCAUAAUGGCAUGUAGAUCGUUGCAACGCGGAGAGGCAGCCAGGCAGGAAAUCGAAGCGAUGUUGGCAUCACCCGAGAGCAGCCGCAAGCAACUUUGGAUUCAUUCAGACCGACCUCACCCGGGAAAGCUUUUGGUCAGGGAGCUCGAUGUUUCGGAUCUCGAAUCAGUGAAACGUUUCGCAAUCUCCAUUGUCAAGGAAUUCUCCAAGAUCGACGUCUUGGUGAACAACGCUGGUAUUAAUGGAAUGGGAACCGAUAUACCGUCCAAGACUCCACAAGGAAUCCCUUUCAUCUUCGGCACCAACUUCGUUGGUCACUUCCUCCUUACACGCCUCCUUCAUCCCAACCUGUCGAAGUCGGGAGGAGGCAGGAUUGUGAACCUGUCCUCCGUCAUGCAUCACUGGGGAUCGAAAGAUGUGUCCAAAGCUGUUUCCUCAGGGAAGUACCCGAGACAAUAUCAGAACUCCAAGUUGGCCAUGGUACACCUGACUGCUGAGCUACAACGUCAGUAUGCCGAGACAAGAGUCUCUUCCGUCGCUGUGAACCCAGGCUUCGUUGCAAGCGACAUCUGGAGGGGAAUACGCCCAGACUCGCUCGUUGGACGAAUGUUCAGGCUAGCCAUGGCCGUGCUUGCACUCGACACGAAGCAAGGUGCUGCUACCUCCGUCGCUGCAGCCUGCAUGUCAGAUGAGGAGAUAUGCGGCUCGAAAGUUCCCCUUUACCUUGUGCCAUAUUGGGUGCCGUCGUUCGCAAGGCUGCCGUUCGAAAUGAUGGGCGUGUUUACGGGUGUGCACUCUUGUCCACCACGUGUUUCAAAGAAUGAAAAGCAAAUUUCCAUGGAGCUUUGGAAGGAAUGUACAAAGCUGUGCGCAGGUUACUUGGAGUGA